Messenger RNA from Gossypium raimondii (Peruvian cotton), 2700 nucleotides. RefSeq lists its product as uncharacterized. The record is from RefSeq and is a predicted model, not a curated record. The coding region runs from base 1 to 2700 and encodes 899 amino acids. The transcript is spliced from 5 exons. Lineage: Eukaryota; Viridiplantae; Streptophyta; Magnoliopsida; Malvales; Malvaceae.
AUGAGCAGAGAAUCUGGAAUACAAAUAGCACCAAAGGUCGUAAUCCAAAAACCUGUAUCCUUUCCCUACAAGGAUAGCAAAAAGGUUCCUUGGAAUUACAACUGCAAUGUAACAAUCCCAGGAGAGGAGAGCUUGGUAAAUGCUUCAGGAGAGGAUGAAGAUUUCUAUACACGAAGUGGAAAACGCUAUGAUCUGGUAAACGCAAGAGUGGAGUCUGGAAAAGGAAAAGCCUUAGCGGUUGAAUUGGGAAAAGUAAAGACAGACAAAAUUGAGCCGCGCAUCAAUCAGCCGGUAACUGAAAAUGAGGCUAAUGAAUUUCUAAAAUUUUUAAAACAUAGCGAGUACAGCGUGGUAGAGCAAUUACAUAAGCAACCGACUCGUAUCUCGAUGCUUGAAUUGAUUCUAAGUUCAGAGAUACAUCGUAAUGCGCUGAUUAAGGUGCUAAAUGAAACUUACGUCGCUGAUGAUAUCUCAGUGAAUAAGUUGGACCGUUUGGUUAAUAAUAUCAGUGCCGACAAUUUCAUCUUCUUUAAUGAUGAUGAAAUACCACCCGGGGGAAGAGGAACCACUAAAGCCUUGCAUGUUUCUACUUACUGCGGGAAACAUAUGUUGUCAAGAGUGCUAAUUGAUAAUGGAUCAACCUUGAAUGUUUUACCCCUAUCCACCUUAAAUAGGUUACCGGUGGACAGCUCUCACAUGAAAUCAUGCCAGAACAUAGUGAGAGCAUUUGAUGGGGCGGUGCCUUCAUCAUUGCACCAGAAGUUGAAAUUAGUGACAGAAGGCCGGUUAAUUACGAUUGACGCUGAGGAAGACAUCAUUGCAUCGGUAACCAGUGACGCACCAUAUUUGGGAGUAGAUGAUGAUGCGGUCGAAUGUUCUUUUCGAUCCUUAGAGUUCGUAAAUGCAACUUUUGUCACUGAGGGAAAGAAAAUCCCAAUGCCCAGCAUAUCUAGAGCCACAAGGAUGGGACUACAAAUGACAGUUGGGAAAAGAGUUGUGCCUGAAAGAGGACUGGGAAGAUGCCUUCAAGGAAAGAUUGAGGCACCAGUGGUGAAAGACAAACAAGACCGUUUUGGUUUAGGAUUUAAACCAAAUGUCAAGCAGAGAAAGAAAGAGUUAGAGAAAAGACAAGACAGGAGGAAAGCGCGUUUGAACGGAAAAGAAGUUGAUUGGGAACCUAUGGCUUUCCCCCACAUAUCCAGGACAUUCAUAUCGGGAGGAACCAUGUAUUCUGGACUGAGGACUCCAAGAAAGAAGACCGCAGAGGAAAUGUCCCAAGAUAUCAAUGAUAUGAGUGACUCUACUAUGGACUUAGAAAAUCCUUUUGAACGAGAUAUGUGUUUAGAGGAAUCUCAAGAUUUUGAAGAUAACACGGAUUACAACCUACCUCCGGACUUGUUGAGGAUGGUAGAGCAGGAAGAGAAACAGGUUCUUCCUCACGAGGAGACGAUAGAGACAGUGAUCCUGGAAGAGGGAAAGGUGGUAAAGAUUGGCACGUGCAUAGCUGAAGAAGUGAAACAAGACCUCGUUAAAUUGCUUCGAGAGUUCAAAGAUGUCUUCGCAUGGUCAUACCAAGAUAUGCCGGGGUUAAGUACUGACAUCGUAGUUCACCGACUUCCUAUAAAGGAAGAUUACAAACCAGUUCAGCAAAAGCUCCGAAGGAUGAGGCCUGAUGUUGUGUUAAAAAUAAAAGAGGAGGUGCAAAAACAAUUCGACGCUGGAUUCCUGCAGGUGGUCAAAUACUCCGAGUGGGUAGCCAAUAUCGUUCCUGUCCCUAAAAAAGAUGGGAAGGUACGAAUGUGUGUAGAUUAUAGAGAUUUAAAUAAGGCCAGCCCCAAAGAUAACUUUCCCUUGCCGCACAUUGAUGCCUUGGUGGACAACACAGCAGGACAUUCGCUGUUUUCUUUCAUGGAUGGGGCAACGUAUCAGAGGGCCAUGGUAACAUUGUUCCAUGAUAUGAUGUAUAAUGAGUUAGAGGUCUAUGUUGAUGACAUGAUUGCAAAAUCUAAAACAGAAGAGGAACAUGUGCAGGUCCUUAAGAAAUUAUUUAUGAGGUUGAGAAAAUUUCAGCUAAAGCUAAAUCUAGCAAAAUGCACAUUUGGGGUCAGAUCAGGAAAAUUGCUUGGGUUCGUGGUCAGUGAGAAAGGAAUUGAGAUUGAUCCUGACAAAGUAAGAGCAAUACAAGAAUUACCCCCGCCGCGUACUCAAAAGGAGGUUCGAGGUUUUCUAGAAAGGCUGAACUAUAUUGCUCGGUUCAUCUCACAGCUAACUGAGAAAUGCGACCCCAUUUUUCGCCUCCUCAAGAAACAUAAUCCUAGUGUAUGGGAUGAGGAAUGUCAAAAAACUUUUGACAAAGUCAAACAUUACUUAUCCAACGCCCCAGUGCUGAUGCCACCCUGCCCAGACAAACCACUCAUACUGUAUUUGGCAGUAUUUGAAAAUUCUAUGGGAUGCGUGCUUGGUCAACAUGAUGAAUCAGGACGAAAGGAAAGAGCAAUCUACUAUCUCAUCUAUGUAAACCAGAAGGCGGUCAAAGGGAGUGCAAUAGCGGAAUUUCUAGCAAGUAGGGCUCUGGAUGAUUAUGAGCCAUUGAACUUCGAUUUCCCAAAUGAAGAUUUGAUGUAUAUCGCAACUGUAGAGAAAGAUUUCCAAGAAGGUGGUCCUUGGAAGUUGAGUUUUGAUGAGCUUCAAAUGCUAUAG